AAAUGUUAUAUAUAGACGAAAAUGUAGUGUAUAUAUACAAGCAGAUUUGUGAUUGAUGUAUGUUUCCUUGAAUGAGCACUGAAUUAACUAUAAUUCGUGAUUUUAAAUUUGUCGAGUUCUGUAGAUAUAUCGUUCGCUGACACGUGGAUUUUAUCCCCUUCUCUUUUCCUUCCCCCACCUCAUACAUAUAUAAACUCACGCAAGCGAGCUGCAGAUCACAGAUCGCAGUGCGAUAGUCAUUGAGUGAAGAGUUCGACUGUACACGAAUCUCGAUUAUGAAUACCGUUACUUGCAUUGCACCGGUCAAUAUCGCAGUCAUUAAAUAUUGGGGAAAAAGAGAUGAAUCUUUAAUUUUACCAACUAAUGAUUCUAUAAGUGCUACUUUAGACACGAAUCAGCUGUAUGCAAAAACUAGUGUCAUGAUCAGCCUUGAUUUCAAAGAAGAUCAAAUUUGGUUGAAUGGCAGGGAAGAAGAUAUAAAAAAUCCAAGACUUCAAAAUUGUUUGAAAGAGAUUAAGAAACGUUCGCAAUUACCUGGUUAUAUGAAUGACUGGAAGAUUCACAUCUGUUCAAAGAAUAAUUUUCCAACUGCUGCUGGUUUAGCUUCCAGUGCAGCAGGAUACGCAUGUCUUGCAGCAGCACUGGCCAAGCUUUAUAAAAUAGAGGGAGACAUUAGUGUUAUAGCACGUUCUGGUUCUGGUUCAGCUUGUCGUAGUGUUAUGGGUGGUUUUGUAAGAUGGCACAUGGGUCUAGACAAGUAUGGAAUAGACAGCGUGGCAAAGCAGAUUGUGCCUGCUUCUCAUUGGCCGGAAAUGAGAAUUUUAGUGCUAGUUAUAAACGAAGAACAAAAAAAGGUUCCAAGUGCAAUAGGUAUGAAACGAAGCAUGGAAACAUCUCAAUUUCUGCAGUAUAGAAUAACACAUACAGUUCUGGAAAGAGCUAAUAAAAUGCAACAGGCAAUCAUUGAAAAGGAUUUUAAAACUUUUGCCGAACUCACUAUGAAAGAUUCGAAUCAAAUGCAUGCUGUAUGCCUUGAUACAUAUCCUCCAUGUGUUUAUAUGAACAAUAUCUCUAACAGUAUCAUAAAUCUUAUACAUUCCUAUAAUGAGGCAGUUAAUGACAUGAAAGUUGCUUACACUUUUGACGCUGGACCGAAUGCAACAUUAUAUUUAUUAGAGAAGGAUGUGCCAGCAGUGAUGGGUGUUCUGAAUCACUUCUUUCCUCCUCUUGAAAAUGUGGAAAUUGAAUAUAAAAGAGGAUUAUCUGUCGAAGAAAUCAAACCUACAAAAGACUUAUUGGAGAAAUUGAAGUUUCAAAAACAUCCAUCAGGACAACUUAAGUAUAUAAUAUAUACCAAAGUGGGAGAUGGGCCUAAAUAUCUCGAUAGCCCACAGGAUCAUUUGUUAGAUGGUCAGGGUAAUCCUAUUAAUUUUUCUUGAUAUUUCCUAUUAAUUUUUCUUGAUAUUUCCUAUUAAUUUUUCUUGAUAUAUCCUAUUAAUAUUUCUUGAUAUAUGUGACAUAUAUUUUUAUUAUCUAUUAUUCUAAUAAGCAAAAAUAAAUCAUUUAUAUUUAA
Molecule: messenger RNA, 1573 nt
Organism: Cataglyphis hispanica
Lineage: Eukaryota; Metazoa; Arthropoda; Insecta; Hymenoptera; Formicidae
Gene: Mvd
Product: diphosphomevalonate decarboxylase
Exons: 9
Coding region: 276-1439 (387 amino acids)
Biological process (GO): isoprenoid biosynthetic process; isopentenyl diphosphate biosynthetic process, mevalonate pathway
Cellular component (GO): cytosol
Molecular function (GO): ATP binding; diphosphomevalonate decarboxylase activity
Source: RefSeq, a predicted model, not a curated record